CUGGACGGCUUAAAGCCAAUCAAUGCGGUGAGCUCCAAAUUACAAGGGAAAGGCACGUCGAGAUGAGCUUGUCUCCACUUACGUCUCGAAAACGCGUGACAGUCACAGCCCGCCAGGGUGCAGUAUUCCUUCGUCUGGAGGACUGACUGAUCAGGCCUCACUGCUUGUUCCUCAAAGCUUGUCAGCUCUUCAGGGCUGGCGAUCUUCCAGGCCCCCACAGGCGCCCCCAUCGUACAUGCAGGUGCAUCCGUUGGGAUGUUUCAAUUGUAUGUAUCCUCACCAGUCCCAUGCACGACAAUGCAUGACACGAUGACACUCUCGUAAAAUCACGUGCGGCUGUCCGCUGGGUAAAAUAUCAUUGUGGGAUACACAUGUCUCGCUGCGUGUACUGCCUGUCUGCCUGCCUGCCUGCUUGUCUGUCUGUCUGUCUGUCUGUCUGACUUGGUUGCGUGUAGCUGGUGAGGUGAAGAGACAUUUGACCCUAAUGUACAAAGUGAUCGAUGCAACGUCCCGCGGCGAGAAAAAGAAGCCAUGUUGCCUCCCUCCCUCUCUCCUGUGUGUAUAAAAGGAAUACAUACCGACAUCUACGUGUAGGCAUAUCGGGGGAACGGACGGGCGAUGGGCCUGUAGUAAGGCCGGCCACCUGAGACACACACACACACGAACACAUGCAUAAACAUCCCGUGCCUUUUCAUUCGUUGGUCCCUGUCCCUCUGUACCGAUGGCAGUGAUGCAGGGGUACGGCCCACAUCGGUCAGUCCUCUUUCGGCCCCGCACGGUCCCGCGAACGGUAUACCGGCGGCGCCGCCGCUGCACCUGCAGCUGCCGAUUGGUGUCCGGUUCGUAAGUGACGCUGACGACGUUAUCGCCCUUCCCGUCCGUGAGUGUGUAGCCGUCCUCGCUGGCGACGAGAGUGGAGCCAUCGUGGAGGUUGAAUGUGUAUUUGUCGGGUGAUGAGACGACGGAGGCAAUGUAGUACAGGCCUUGCGUGUCGCUGGCGUGCUGCAGGCAGGGAGGCACACACGAACCCAUGUCGACGAAUGUCCGCCUGGGAGAGAAGGAAGCCUCUGUCAUGUACAGCGUAUUGACCGGUAUUAUGAGCGCAGUAAGUUUGUCGAACUCUUCUAGUCCGACGCCCAUCAGAUCGGGCAGCAGCCAACGCUCGAGGUCCUCCUGCACACCUGGCCAGGUGAGACGACAGAGGGACGCGUAUUCGGACCAAUGGAUGGAUGGAUGGAUAACGCUUACGGAUCUUGAUGCCUUCGCGGUGGGCCGCUGUAAGUGUGCCAUUGGCUGACACGCUGGUGUCUUUCAUGACUGCGAAAGAACGGAGAAUCAAUGCAUGCAUACGUCUUGUGUUGCGCCUAUCGGCUUACUGCCAACGCCAGCCACCACCAGCCCCAGCAUGAUGCCUGCCGUGGCAAUGUACCCGAGCACCAGCAGGAACACCGCCCAACGCAAACGAUUGUUGGCCGAACGCUCACGCAAAACCUGAGGAAUCACACGCAUCCAUCCAUCCACACAUCGACCGCUCAUUUCGUCGUGGGGGCCGCUGCGUUUUCUGCGUUUCUCACCUGUCGUGCGGCUGUACAAACAUCCUCGGGGCUGAACGUACCCUUUCCUGUCGUAUCCCACUCCUGACGACGACAGAGUAAAGCACAGAACAUCAGAACACGAUGCAUCAGGGCCUCAUCUGUGUUCCCGGAGAGCUUGCCUUCAGGAGAUCCACGAGUCGGUUCGCCUGGUCGCCCUCCUGGCCUUCACUCUUGUUGACGGCCUUCCUAAACUCCUCAGUGCGACUGGUGCUCACGGCCGCCAUUUUUGCUUCCC
Molecule: messenger RNA, 1830 nt
Organism: Vitrella brassicaformis
Lineage: Eukaryota; Vitrellaceae
Source: the annotation of a GenBank genome assembly